Melopsittacus undulatus (budgerigar) is the source of this 2627-nucleotide messenger RNA. Its product is annotated as sodium/glucose cotransporter 1. NCBI's taxonomy places the organism in Eukaryota, Metazoa, Chordata, Aves, Psittaciformes, Psittaculidae. Gene Ontology annotation, cellular component: plasma membrane. The transcript is spliced from 15 exons. The record is from RefSeq and is a predicted model, not a curated record. Gene Ontology annotation, molecular function: D-glucose:sodium symporter activity. Gene Ontology annotation, biological process: transmembrane transport; sodium ion transport. The coding region runs from base 1 to 1941 and encodes 646 amino acids.
AUGGAAUCCAGCGUAAAGAUCAACAAUGCUGCGGACAUCUCUGUUAUUGUCAUCUAUUUUUUGGUAGUCCUGGCAGUGGGACUAUGGGCUAUGUUGUCAACCAACCGAGGGACAGUAGGUGGAUUUUUCCUGGCUGGACGAAGCAUGGUUUGGUGGCCGGUUGGUGCUUCUCUAUUUGCCAGUAACAUUGGCAGUGGACAUUUUGUGGGAAUAGCAGGAACAGCAGCAGCUGGAGGAAUUGCCAUCGGAGGAUAUGAAUGGAAUGCUCUGAUAUUUGUGGUUGUCUUAGGAUGGCUGUUUGUACCCAUCUACAUCAAAGCUGGGGUGGUGACGAUGCCAGAGUAUCUGAGGAAGCGUUUUGGUGGGAAACGGAUUCAGAUCUACCUGUCAGUCCUUUCACUGAUCCUGUAUAUUUUCACAAAGAUCUCAGCAGACAUAUUCUCUGGAGCUGUAUUUAUACAUCUGGCCUUAGGCCUGAAUCUUUAUUUGGCCAUAAUUAUCCUGCUUGCUAUUACAGCUCUUUACACCAUCACAGGUGGCCUUGCAGCUGUUAUUUACACUGACACCUUACAAACAUUUAUCAUGAUAGUGGGAUCCUUUAUUCUCAUGGGGUUUGCAUUUGCUGAAGUAGGAGGGUAUGAUGCAUUCAUGAAGAAGUACAUGGAAGCAAUUCCAUCCAAUAUCUCCUAUGGGAAUACUACAAUAGAUCCAAAAUGCUACACUCCUCGGAAGGAUUCCUUUCACAUCUUCCGAGAUCCUGUCACUGGAGAUAUGCCAUGGCCAGCGCUCAUCUUCGGUUUGAGCAUCAUUGCUUUGUGGUACUGGUGCACAGAUCAGGUUAUUGUCCAAAGAUGUCUCUCUGGCAAGAACAUGUCCCAUGUGAAGGCUGGUUGUAUCAUGUGUGGAUACUUGAAACUCUUGCCCAUGUUUCUCAUAGUGAUGCCUGGAAUGAUCAGCCGAAUUCUAUAUACAGAUGUGGUGGCUUGUGUUGUGCCUGAAGUCUGUCAGGAGGCCUGUGGCACUGCAGUUGGCUGUACAAACAUUGCUUAUCCAAAGAUGGUAGUGGAGCUUAUGCCAAGAGGUCUGCGGGGUCUGAUGUUGUCAGUCAUGUUGGCCUCCCUUAUGAGCUCCCUGACUUCCAUUUUCAACAGUGCUAGUACUCUGUUCACUAUGGACAUUUACACCAAGAUUCGAACACGACCAUCUGAGAAAGAGCUUAUGUUAGCAGGAAGGGCAUUUAUGUUACUUUUAAUUGGCAUCAGCAUUGCCUGGGUUCCUGUGGUGCAGUCAGCUCAAAGUGGGCAGCUCUUUGAUUAUAUUCAGUCAGUUACCAGCUACCUGGGACCUCCCAUUGCUGCUCUCUUCCUGCUUGCCGUCUUCUGCAAGCGGGUCAAUGAGCCGGGUGCCUUCUGGGGCCUGAUGUUUGGGCUGUUGACUGGACUCAGCAGAAUGAUUGCAGAGUUUGCCUAUGGGACUGGCAGCUGUGUGUCCCCUUCCAAAUGCCCAUUCAUCAUCUGUGGGAUUCACUACCUUUACUUUGCAAUCAUCCUGUUUGGGGUUUCUGCCAUCGUCAUUCUGGCAGUCUCCUUCAUGACUAAACCCAUCCCUGACGUACACCUUUACCGCUUGUGCUGGUCUUUACGGAACAGCAAAGAAGAACGUAUUGAUCUUGAUGCAGAUGAGGAGGAGACCAAAGCUGAUGAAAAAGACAAGGAAUCAGUUCACGAGGAAAGGGAAGAACCAGGAUGCUUCAAGAAAGCAUUCAACUGGUUCUGUGGCUUAGAUCAACAACAAGGACCCAAACUGAGCAAGGAGGAAGAGGAAGCGUUGAAGAGGAAAUUGACUGACACUAGCGAAGUGCCACUUUGGAGAAAUGUUGUGAAUAUCAAUGGCAUCAUCCUAUUGACCGUGGCUGUAUUUUGCCAUGCCUUCUUUGCAUAAACCUCUGAUCACAGUUCCAAAUUGUACUGUAUUGUCAAACAAAAAGUGAUGACUUGUAGAUUUACAGAGUUAGAUACACUUAGUGUUUUCAUUGUUUGUAAAAGUCAGGGUGAUUUACUUGCUGAUUAUGUGAGCAUAAUUUCAACAAUCUGAAGAUGAAGGCCAUGGAGAGAAUUUCUGGUCAGACAUUGAAUCAAUGCAGGGCUAAUUGAGGUUCAGAAUUUCCAUCCAAUAUUCUCUCUACUCACGAUACAUUUCGUAUUUUAGGUGCAGAACAAAGCUGCAUGAGCCAUAUUUCAUAUCAAGGCUUGUGAACUACCUUUUAGGGUUGACGGUACUAGUUUGAUUUUCAACCCUUCUGAUCAUUCAGAUAUCUUUUUCCUUUGGCUAUGAUGAUGAUUACAAAAAAGACACAACAACUGAGGGACCAUAUUAUGAAUUCAAAUUAAAACAUCAUUUUUGUUCCCUCCAAGUAUGGGAUAUUUUAAGGAAAGGAUUCAUGUAUAUACUGAUGUAUUUGACACUACAUCUCAUUUUCCAUUAUCACUUUUUCCCCCUUUUUCUCACUUCUCUUUGGGUUGUGUUUCUCACCAACCAUCUGCAUUGUGAAAUUAGGGCAAACAUGGCUUGAUGAUCCUAAUAAGAAUUCUGCUUAUGACAGAUUUUCUAUUUCAGGUUAUCUUCAA